AGCGCAGUCUUUCCGGCCGGGCUCCCCUCUAAUUGGCCGGCUCAGAACUUCCUCGGGGACUUGGCCACUCGGGGGCAACGCGGCGGCCUCUCUAGCCGCUGUCCCGAGGCUCGUUCUCGGCCUUUCGGCUGCGAGCUCUUUAUGGUGCUGGCAGCGACAUGUGGCGCCUCCCGGGACUCCUGGGCCUAGCUCUUCCCCGUACGCUGGGACCUAGCCUCUGGAGGGUGACUCCCAAGUUCACUAGCCCAGAUGGGCCUCAGACUGCCUCCUCCACCUUGCUGGUUCCUGUGCCUAACCUUGACAGGUCGGGUCCCCAAGGCCCAGGCAGGAGCAGGGGUCCAAAGUCCCAUGGAUGGAAGGAUGCCUUCCAGUGGAUGUCUGCCUGUGUCUCCCCGAACACCCUACGGGAUGCCAUAUCGUGGGGCACUCUGGCCGUGCUGGCCCUGCAGCUGGCAAGGCAGAUCCACUUCCAUGCAUCCCUGCCAGCAGGGCCUCGCCGAGUGGAACACUGCUCCUGGCACAGUCCCCUGGGCCGUUUCCUCUCAUCUCCCCUGUGGCACCCAUGCUCCUCACUGCGGCAGCACAUCCUCCCCAGCCCUGAUGGCCCAGCUCCCAGGCACACUGGCCUCAGAGAACCCAGGCUUGGCCAGGAAGAAGCCUCAGCUCAGCCCCAGAACUUCUCACACAACUCCUUGAGAGCAGCUCGUCCUCAGGACCCCUCCUCUGAGGAAGGUGUCGGCCUUUCCCUUGCAGGUCCCAGUGAUUUUGGCUUCCUGCAUGCCAGUAGCAGAAUCAAAUCCAAGGCAAAACCAGCCCAGCCUCAGCACGCUGGUGAACAGGAACAAGAUACAUCAAAAACUCUUUCCCUCGAGGAGGCUGUGACUUCCAUUCAGCAGCUCUUCCAGCUCAGUGUUUCCAUCGCUUUCAACUUCCUGGAUGUUGCACAAGUCCUUGUCCAGAAUGUAGGCACAUGGCCACACCUCGCCACAGAGGAUCCUGCCAAGUUACUAUAUAUGAAGGAGAAAAUAAAUCUUGGAGCGCACUUAUCAUUCUCUGCCACACUUAGGAAAGAACAGGCUCCUGAGGCAGUCCUUUAUUAUCAACUGGCUGCCAGCCAAGGCCACAGCCUGGCUCAGUACCGCUAUGCCAGGUGCCUACUACAAGACACAGCCCCUUCGUGGGACCCUGAGCAGCAGAGGGCAGUGUCCAUGCUGAAGCAGGCUGCAGACUCAGGCUUGAGAGAGGCCCAAGCUUUCCUCGGGGUGCUUUUCACCAAGGAGCCCUACCUGGAUGAGCAGAGAGCUGUGAAAUACCUUUGGCUUGCAGCCAACAAUGGGGACUCACAGAGCAGGUACCACUUGGGAAUUUGCUACGAGAGAGGCCUUGGUGUACACAGGAAUCUGGGAGAGGCCUUGAGAUGUUACCAGCAGUCAGCGGCUCUGGGAAAUGAGGCUGCCCAGGAGAGGCUGCGAGCCCUCUUUUCCAUGGAGGCUGCAGCCCCAGGGCCCAGAGACCUGACAGUUACGGGACUGAAGUCUUUCUCCAGCCCCUCCCUCUGCAGCCUGAACACUCUGCUGGCAGGAACCUCACACCUACCACAUGCCUCAAGCACAGGGAACCUUGGCCUCCUCUGCAGAAGUCGGCAUUUCAGAGCCAGCCCGCAAGCCCCCAGCAGGGCUAUUCCUCCACACCCCUGCCCACUGGAAAGGAGCAUCGUCAGACUAGGUUUUGGCUAAGGUAGAAAUUCCAGCUGGAGUUCAGGUUCUCAAGCAAUUUCACGUACAUGGCUAGUAAGUAACUGAUCAUUCCCCCGACUUGGUAGCCUCACAGAUGAGCCUUGGAUGCGUUCACAGUCAUUUCUGGUCUGUGCACCAAAGGAUGCAUUCACUGACCUAGGAAGAACCCUCCUGGAGGGUCCACAGACCCUGGUGCUCACCUUAGCCUUUGUGUUUGAGCAAAUCACUCACCUUCUCCCUUCCUGUGCCUCAGUUUUCUCACACUUAAACCAGUACCACUCUUUGCCAAUGUUUGAUGUGUGUACCCCUGGUUCACAAGAAGAUUUUAGGUGACAUUCAAAUCAAUAUUUUCUAUUUCAGUAGUUAUAUAUUUAACAUAUAAUAUAAAAGUAUGACUAGCAUAUUGACCUGCAGUUUGACAGAUGUUCUGUCUAGGAUAAAGCUAACUUUUAAAAAAAGUGAAUCAGGGCCAGGGAGAUGGCUCACGCCUGUAUUCCCAGUACUUUGGGAGGCCAAGGCAGGCAGGACACCUGAAGUUGGGGGUUCAAGACUAGCCUGACCAACAUAGAGAAACCCUGUCUCUACUAAAAAUACAAAAUUAGCAAGGUAUUAUGGCACAGGCCUGUAGUCCCAGCUACUUGGGAAGCUGAGACAGGAGAAUCGCUUGAACCCAGGAGGCAGAGGUUGCAGUGAGCUGAGAUUGUGCCAUUGCACUCCAGCAUGGGCAACAAGAGCGAAACUCCAUCUCCAAAAAAAAAAAGUGAAUCAGUUUAAAGAAAAACAUAGCGUAAAAGGGAGCACAGAUCUAGAGAGGUGGCAAAAAUCAUAGGGGUGGUUCCAUGAGUGGCUGACACUUAGGAAACACUGAAUCAGGCCAUCCUCGAGACUACCUCCACCAUUCACCUCUAUUCAUCCCCCGUGGGCUCAUAAUUGUUUUCGUUUCACCUUUGAUU
Messenger RNA from Callithrix jacchus (white-tufted-ear marmoset), 2689 nucleotides. RefSeq names its product DAP3 binding cell death enhancer 1 (gene DELE1). Gene Ontology annotation, cellular component: mitochondrion. Gene Ontology annotation, biological process: extrinsic apoptotic signaling pathway via death domain receptors. The record is from RefSeq and is a predicted model, not a curated record. Gene Ontology annotation, molecular function: protein binding. NCBI's taxonomy places the organism in Eukaryota, Metazoa, Chordata, Mammalia, Primates, Cebidae.